Molecule: messenger RNA, 1447 nt
Organism: Xylaria bambusicola
Lineage: Eukaryota; Fungi; Ascomycota; Sordariomycetes; Xylariales; Xylariaceae
Product: GroES-like protein
Exons: 2
Coding region: 1-1125 (374 amino acids)
Molecular function (GO): oxidoreductase activity, acting on NAD(P)H
Source: RefSeq, a predicted model, not a curated record
AUGCCUAAGCAAGUUAUUGUUCAACCUUCAAUUGAAGCCGUCGAGAUUAUCAACACCCCUAUCCCAGAGGCCGGAGACAACGAUGUCAUCAUAAAGGUCGUAGUUGCCGGCUCGAAUCCUAAAGAUUGGAAAUAUCCCCUUUGGAAGGGCUGGCCUCAUAACAGUGGCGAUGACAUUGCUGGUAUUGUCCAUGCAGUUGGUAAGGAUGUGUAUGAGUUCAAGCCAGGUGACAGAGUUGCGGCUUUGCACCGUGCUGGGAAAGAAAACGGAGGUUAUGCAGAAUACUCUGUUGCGCCGCACUGGACGACAUUUCACCUACCUCAGCAUGUGACUUUUGAAGAGGCCGCCACCGUCCCUACAGCGGCUCUGACUGCGGCCAUUGCGCUCUACGUCGACAUGAAACUCCCCUUGCCCCAAGUUGAGGUAGCACUGGCGGGUGAGAACAAAAUGCCUAUUUUGAUCUAUGGGGUCACGUCCGCUGUAGGUGCAUUCGCAGCGAAGCUGGCACGGCUUUCAGGACUAUAUCCCAUCAUCGGAAUUGCUGGCCGAGCAAGCGACUUUGCACAAACCCUAGCUGACUAUGUAGUCGAUUAUCGCGAGGGAGACGACGCUAUAGUGAAGCGUGUUGAGGAGAUUUUGAAGCAAAAGGGACUAGGCAAUAAAGUGACCCAUGUUUUUGAUGCUAUUAGCGAAGGGGGAACGCUCGAAACAACCCUGCGGUUUGUCGACGAUAACGGAGGCAUUAUCAGCACUGUACUUCCUCCGAGUCUUUUUGCGAAGGAUCCAGAAGGGUUCAAGUACCCCCCUGGGAUGGCGGCUAUCAACAGUGCUCUCCCUCGUGUUCAUUCCACUCAUAAGGAUUUCGGGUUUCUCUGGUCUCGUUUUCUCGGGAGAUUGCUAGCAGAUGGCAGACUGAAACCGCAUCCAUUUGAGAUUGUGCCAGGGGGAUUGCAUGGUGUGCUGAAAGGGCUGCAAAAGUUGAAGGAAGGCAAAGCUAGUGCUACGAAGUAUGUGUAUAACAUCGAGGAUACACCAGACUCGCCACCAACUCACGAGACUUCAACGUCAAAAAGACCGGAAGACAAGCAGAAACAUCAGUUCCAAGCAUUUCCCUUCCCACCUUAGUCUCGAUGCUGGGAUUUCAGCCCUUAAAGAACAUUAAGGUCUUCAACAACCGAAUAUGCAUAGUAUGAAGGCGACGGGGUUUUUGCAGUGGUGUAUAGAUAUCUGGGAUAAACGAAUAAAAAAGAUUCAACAUCGAUGUGACCAUUACUGAUCCUCUUCGCGGCUAAAUUCAGUAUAUUUGAGCAGAACUAUUCGGAAAUGGGAAUCUCAUUUACUAUCCUAAGUCUAUACUGUGCUGUCCAUUAGCGAGUAAUUGAAAUAGAGGCCAUUUUGAAGUCUGAUAUGUCCGGCGAUAACAUAACAAGAAUCACUUACGUUCAAU